Saccostrea cuccullata (small rock oyster) is the source of this 5658-nucleotide messenger RNA. RefSeq lists its product as uncharacterized. NCBI's taxonomy places the organism in Eukaryota, Metazoa, Mollusca, Bivalvia, Ostreida, Ostreidae. Gene Ontology annotation, molecular function: ATP binding; protein serine/threonine kinase activity. Gene Ontology annotation, cellular component: nucleus. The record is from RefSeq and is a predicted model, not a curated record. The transcript has 13 exons. The coding region runs from base 172 to 3159 and encodes 995 amino acids. Gene Ontology annotation, biological process: mitotic DNA damage checkpoint signaling; protein phosphorylation.
UUAACGUUUGGGUCAAUGAUUUAUGCGUAUCGAGCGUCAAGCAUUUCUGUAACACCGAAUGUUGGGAAAAAAAAUGGCUAGAAAUUCUUGGAAUUGAAGAUAUGUAGGGAAAAUUGUGAUCAUCCUGGAAAUAAAAUGCAAGAAAAAGAAUGAUUUGAGAGUAAGCUGACAAUGGCGACAGAGAUCAGAACCAGGCCCUCGGUCACUGACGAGGAGCUGUUUGGAAAUGGUCCCGAGGAACCUGACACAGGGCUUAAAGAACAGCUGCGGCGUACAAUCAGCCGAGAAGGCAAGAAAAGACAACAAGAAUUCCGGACCUCCAAAAAUGACAAAGAGUUUGAGGAGGACUCUGACAGAGAGAACGACGAUGACGUGUUUGUCGGCGUGCAGAUCCCAACCGAGGUGAGAACGGAGAGGAGUAAGAGUGACUCGAAUCUCCCCGAUCUUGUCCUGAGCAGUGCUAGUACUCAGUCAGAAGGGAACAAAGAGGCGAGGCUUAACUCUGAAGAGUCUCCAGACGUGGUGAUAAGAAAAAUCUCACCGGCAGGGUCUGGGCGGGAUGGGGAAACUAAGGACGGAAGCCAGGGGGAAGAGAAUCAGAGUAUUGUAGGCCCUCUGCCAGCAACAAAAGACAAGUCCUCACCAAAGUUCAGGAGAUCUGUAAGUUUUCAAGACCAAGUUAAAGAUAGAAAAGACAGCAAAUCAAACAUGGACACUGAAAGUCGGAGGAAAGAAUAUCGGAAGUCGAGUGGAUAUGGCACAGGUGGGAGUAAUACGUCGCUGCAGUCUCAGAUGAGUAACAUGUCGAACACGAGUCAAGACACCGAGGGAGACGUCCAACAACAGGGUACUCAGAAGCUGACAGAGUUAAAUAAUCCCGCUGUAUCAACAGACAAGAGCCUGGAUCCUAGUCAAGGGUCAAAGAUGGACGUCCAACCUAAGGCUUCUCAGAAAAUGACAGAGUUAAAUAAUCCCUUUGUAUUAAUAGGCAAGGGCUUAGAUCCUGUAGUCCUAGCUAAGAAAUUAGAACCUUCAGGAAUAAGCAGGAAUGGUGAGCUGAUAGAAAUGAGCAAGAGGAUUGAAUCUAGGGGAUCUGUGUUACCAUUAAUGUAUGAGGGGGAUAAGACCGGGGUUAGAAUUAUUUCCAGAAGAGGACCCCAGCCAGAUGGCAUAGUGUCACCUGUCAGAAACUUUCAGUCUCCAGACAAUGUUGAUGAUUGCUUUACUUCAAGAGAUGAAGAAGACCAGACCACACAGAUAUCAAACCUUAUUCCAGAGGUUGUGACUUCUAUACUUAACCAACCCUCUAUAGAGGACACACCACCAAAUGACCUCUUACCACUUCUCAGCAUAAUGCAACCAUCAAAUGUUGAGGAUUCUCCUAUACCAAACCAGGAGGAAGGAUCCAGCAAUUUGUCACAUGGGGGAGUGGAUCCAAAUGCCAGCAGCCAAGAGGGUGGAUCAAACAGUUCUCCAACAGAAGGAGGUGGUGCUGAUGAUCUGAGCCAUCAUGAUAGUUCUGUCCAGCUGCCUGAUUUUGAACAAAUUUUAGAUCCAAAAACUCCAGACAUUGCUAACAUUGUUUCACCCAGUCUCAGAUUGUCCAAGGAGGAGGCGAUAAAAAUUCUGGCUCAGUAUGGUAAUGCUCGUCAGCCGUCCUUGCCCUCGUCAGCAGGGGUACCAGUAAAUCUACAAAUCCCGGACCGACUCCCGGCCACCCCCGAUGUCCCUCUCCCCAGACAACCCCCCUCCACCGGACACUCCAGCUAUGGAAUUUCCAAUAUCACCAGUGCUUUUCUUAAGAAUCCACAGAUAUUUAAUUUUGAAGUAGAAAAUCUACAGAACAUUUUACGGAUCAUUGGAACACCAACGUCAGGAAUUGGGAUCAGAGAGGGCUCCCUUGCCUCUGAUGUCUCUGUGCCUUGUGUAGAGAUCGCGUCACGAUGCAAAGAUAGAGACUGCUCACUACGCAAGUGUCAAAUGAUGAAGGCAGCCCUGAUUGGUCUACAGCACACCUUGGACGGGUUCCUGGAGAUUUCGGCCUCCCCGGACGUCCAAAAUCUGUGUCUCCGACUCUACGAACAUGCCAAAAACUGCGAGGAGCCGCCCGUUAGGUGCACUAUACCCUGGUGUUACCUCCUCAGAAGAUUUUCUGAGGAGGAGGGUGUCACAAGUUAUGCUGCGUUUUUCUGGAUUAAGCGUCAGUUUGACACGCCGGUCUGUGAUGAGGACAUCUUUCCUGAAGAGGAUCUAGAACAGUUCAUUAAGCUUCAGUCUUCACAUCACCACACGGAUUCGACGUCGUUUGAGGUCAUAUCUCGGAUUGAACUGCCUGGUCACUACGGAAAUGUGGCCCUGGUGUCCGAGGUGACCCCUCCUCUGGCCUCGUUUGAUUCCGAGAUGUCCACAACUGACCCCCUCUACGUAAUAAAACAAAUCAGUAAUGAUGAAUCUGAUACUGAUGAAACACGGGUAUUUGAGAGACUGAGAGAUCUAGAACACCCCAAUUUGAUUCACCACUACUGGAUUGCUGUCUAUCAAAGUCACACCAACAUCUGUCUACAGUACAUACAAGGUGAUACACUGGAGACCGAACUACAGCGACGUAUGUUAUUCGCCCCACACAUGGUUCUACAGAUGAUGAGAGAAGUGUUAGACGCUGUGGAUUUCCUCCAUAGGAAUGGAAUUAUCUACCUCUACUGGUCAUUGGGUAACAUUUUACUGGACAGUUUACACAGACGACUCAUCAUUAACAACCUGACCCUGUCCGUGACUGAUGAUGGACUUUAUGAUGAGGGGUACACCAAACAGUCCCUACCCCCAAGUCUGGUCCCUCCAGAGAUGUUUGAGGGUGAAUCGUUGACCCAUGACAGUGACUGCUGGGGCGCGGCAUGCGUUAUGGUUCACCUGUUAUCAGGUCAUCAGAUCUGGUACAGUCAUCGUCAUGACUCCAGAGAGGAAUUGUGGGAAAAGGUUAGAUCAGGCUGCUCCCCUUUCACCUCAGAGGAAGUUAAAAUCAAAGACACAUCGCUGUUAGCACUACUUAAGGAAUGUUUUAAGUUAAAAGUGAGUGAGAGAAUAUGUUUUGUGGAACUUCUGAGAAGAAUUAAGUCUGCAUCAACUGAUGGGAAUUUUGCUCACUUGUCUGGUGGUUCCUAGUGAAUACACAAACUCACUGCAGUGGUCUGUCACCUCAGCUUAAUCAGUUCUCAGUAUGUCAAUGCUACCACUGGGACUUCAUUCUGUUGUGACCAGGUUCUGCCAAAACUCCCUGAAUGCAAUUUUUCUUUGUCAGCAUCAAUUAUAGAGAUCAUGCAUUGGAAUAUGUAAAUAUGUAUACCUUGGAUAUGUCAAAUUCAGUAUGAUAUUUUUAUGGUCAGUACAUGGAAUGACAUAUUUAUUAUUCAAGUCGGAAUGAUCUCCACACCUCUACAUGUAACACUGCCACAAAGUGGGGAGGCCAGAAAUGUGUUGUUCUUAUGAAAUUACGUUUGUGCCAUAAAAUUUUUAAACAAUUCAACUAUUUCUGGUGUACAUUUGUUACUAGUACUUGUAAUUUUUGGUCAUCAGGAAAAGAAAACGAGAGAGCUUGAUAUGUGUGGUUUGGUAUGUGUAGUUAACGGCUUGGUAAUACAAAUAUUGCUUGGUAACAGAUGCCCAUUGGUUUAUGUACAGUUCACAUUCCAUGUAUGUUGCUACAAAAGAUUUUAAGUUGUGACUGUUUGUGAACCAUUUUAUUUUGUCUGUUAAUAUAAACUAGAAUUGUCUAUUUUUAGAAACCUUUUUUGUUAAAAGUUGCUUCUUUGUUUCUUUUAUAUGCCUUGACACUUGACAGCAUGUAAAUGGGGUACUGCAAUGGAGCACCUAGUUAUUAUACACUAUUUUAAAACUUACUACAUGUACUCUCUUUCAGCUAUCGUCACAUGAAUACAAAGUGUCUGCCUUCUAUAAAUAUUCAAGAUUCUGUAUAGUGUUAUAACCUUGUAAAUAUUAUAGAUAUAUAUGUAUAUAUAUAUUUAUAUUUAGUUUUAUGGCUUGUUUUCUUGUGAUGUUUUAUGUAGAAAAAUUUCACACUUUAUGUGGCGACCCGUUGCCUUUCAAUUCAAGAAAAUAUACAUGUAUUCACUAGUUGUGGAACAAAUGUGCUGAGAUAGGGGUUCUGUCUUACGGUUCUAAAUCUCACUGUGAUCUCAGCCUUUCCUACUGCCUAAGCUUAUUGUGUUUUUCUUAAGCUGGAGAAAUUAGGGGGAGGGUCGCUUAUAAUGACGUAUAGCCUAGGGGACUGUGUUCUUUGUACAUCUAUCUUGUCACUGCAUUGCUCAAAAUCACGAGUUUCAGAAAAAAAAAUAUAAAGAAAGUGAAGCUAGUUUCACAUUUAUUUUAAAAUGUGGACAAAUAUGUCAGUUUUUUUUAUACAAGCUUGUGAAGAAUUUUUCCAUAUUGUUAGUGUAUAAAUGUAUAUAUAUGUAUACACUUGUAUAAAUACUAGGAUAAUUAAUGGUCUUUGUUAGUGAACCUGUUAAGUUUGUCUGGAUUUGUUGACUUUGGUGCAUUGUUUCUUGUGGAUGCAAAGAAGAAGCUCACCUUGUUGUUAAUAUCUUUGUUUGAGUUUUUGUUUUUUAUUUUACAUUUUUACUUGAAAAAUGGCAAAAGAAUUGGUGACCUAUUUUGUGACCUAUUUUAGGUAGUGGAAGUGGUAAUGUUUUUACAUAUUCUGGAACAAUCUAAAUUUAGGUACUAAAAAUGAAUUCUGAAUCACUCUUCUUGUUGCCCCUCCAUUUUCUUUACGUUAAUUUUAACAUAAGCUACAAAUCAUACAUGUACAGUACAUGUAGUUAGUUUAAGAAUCUUCCCUCCUGCUACACUUUAUAGUUUUAUGAACUUGGAAGAAUUUCAAAAAUUAUACUCAAUUGGCUUCAUUUACUGAAUAAUGAAAUAAGUUAAUGAUGUGACAAAUUGUUAAAAGACAUAAUAAACAUUUCUUUUCAUUAGAAAUUACUUAGAUUUUAGGUGGCAUAAUAGGGUAAACUUUUUACUUUUAACAAAGAAAUAGUGGUUUUAGAACAAGAAGGGUUAUAUUUUUGAAUUUAAAAAUAUCUGUUAUGGUUUAGGAUGAAUUCUGUACCCUGGGAUGAUAUAUACCAAGGACUGAUUAUGUUAAAUCACAGUCCUGAUUAAUAAAUGUUGAUGUAUAUAUACUGUAUACAGGGUUAUUUUCGCCCCGCUUUAUAUUCGCCCUUUCACACUUGCAAACAAUUUUGACCCAUUUUAAAUUUGCCCAGUCACAGAUCUGUUUAAUAAAUUAUACUAUAUUCUUUGAAUUUGCCCCUUUUACAUUCGCCUUAACCUAGAUCAUGGUGAAAGGGGUGAAAAUAAAACAGGCGCGAAAAUUUUGUUGUAUACAGUAUUCUUUUGUAAUUUUACAGUAGAGAUCUUGAUUGUUGGUAUAGUUUUGUAGAACUCAAUUUUAUCUAUAUACAAGAGUUUAGUUUUAUUAUAUACCAAACCAUGCUUGAUAUUUACACUGUCCUAAUGUCCUCAGACAGAGGUGAUAUGCCUUGAACCAUUUUAUGCAGCUUUUCAUAGCCUCGCUUUGUUGAUUUCUGUUUUCAAAACCAUUAUUUCGUUAAGAAAAAUAAAAUUGAAGCAGAAAAGUGA